This is a messenger RNA of Zootermopsis nevadensis, 2364 nucleotides long. Its product is annotated as glucose-dependent insulinotropic receptor-like. Gene Ontology annotation, molecular function: G protein-coupled receptor activity. The record is from RefSeq and is a predicted model, not a curated record. NCBI's taxonomy places the organism in Eukaryota, Metazoa, Arthropoda, Insecta, Blattodea, Termopsidae. Gene Ontology annotation, biological process: G protein-coupled receptor signaling pathway. Gene Ontology annotation, cellular component: plasma membrane.
GAUCGCACCUCGUAUAUCUGUGCUGGAGGAAGUGUUGAUAUGAUAUGGGACAUUCCAGACAUUAUAGUAGCAAGAGUAAACAGAUUUUAUUUGAGCUGACAAUUUGUUAGAGGAAGUAGUGGUCUCUGAUGCAGCAGUAAAAAACCAGUGAGAGAGAGAACAUGUUAUUAAGCAGGAAGUUAGGGGAUUCCCAGUAUGAGAUAAGUUUCUCACUUCCUCUCUAGUCUGCAAAGUGCAUGCUAAGACUAAAGGAGGAGAAGUUCUGACUUUUCUUAUUUACACAUGGUCCGUUAAAGCCACUCCCAGCAAAUUGAGACAGAAGAAAACAGUAUUCAUUUCAGGUGAAAUGUGCAGUAUUUUAAACACACAUUAUAGUAACAACUGAAGAACAGACUGUGAAUUGAAAGGAGUGUGUGUGCUUACAUCUGAAGUGGAUAGCAAAAUAACAAAAAUGAGUUCUUCAUUUCAAGAUUCAUCACCAUAUUAUGAUUAUAAUGAGAGUUCUGCUUUUAAUACUGAGUCAAUAUUUCCAUCCUCAGAUUCUGUAUCAUCAAGUAACAAUGCUACAAUGUUUUUGAUUGGGUCAACAUUAACAAGCUUUAUAGGUGAGGUGAAUGUGAACAUAUUCCCAACAGAAGAUUCAUCAGUAAACUACACAAGAGUGGCAGGUGCCAACAUACAGUUUCGGCUGUAUGAUUACCUCAUCCCCACUAUUGGAGGAAUUGUACUGCUGCUCAACUUAGCUGUGGUGGUAUCUUCAGGGCUGAUUCUGAGAGGGGGAGGUCAGCCACGGACUACUUAUCUGUUCCUUGGAAAUGUGGCAAUGGCAGAUCUGGUGACCAGUGUAGCUAUGCUGUUUGGACAGCUGUAUCCAAGAGAACACAGGAAUGAACUGAUGUGCAUGUUGCAAAUAGGUAUGAUAGUAUCCAGCACACUGGCAUCCAUAUGGAGUGUUCUUCUGAUUGGCAUUGAUCGUUUCAUCUACAUUGUGCAUGGACUGAAAUAUCAGCAAUGGCUGAAUCCUUGUCGAGCUCGAUGGCUCAUACUUUGCACAUGGAUUCUUGGUUUAAUUAUUGGAUUCAUGCCUGCUAUGGGAUGGAAAGGUUGGACCAAUGGUGGAAAGUACUGCUGGUUUAUUAGACUUGCACCACAUGGCCUAGUUCUUCUGAUUGGAGCUUUAGGGUGCCUUCCUAUCAUCAUCAUCACAGUAAUGUACACAAUAAUUCUGUACCAUGCCAUUAAAAAAGUAAUUCAGUUGCAGAAGUCUGACCUUGAAGCUUCAACACAUGUACGAAGAAAUGAUAAUCCAAAUGCGAUGCGAAUUUUCCGAGGUGGUCAAAGCAGUACAGAAAGUAGCAAAGAUAAGAGGCAACGCUCACCUAAAAAAUCAAGGGCUCUUAUGGUGGUAUUUCUCACAGCUGGAUCAUUUAUUGUCACAUGGAUACCAUAUUUCAUAGCCUCAGUAAUGUAUGUCUUUUGUGAGAAAUAUGCUACAGAUGAAAAUACAUGCAAGUCUUUACGUCUUGCUAUUGCAUCUCCACUAGCAAUUCUGGGAUUUAUGAACUCACUCUUAAACCCUUUAAUCUAUGCAUGGUGGCACAAGGGAUUUAGAACAUUUGUGUUCACAAAAAUACUUUGUAGGAGGCGGUUGCAGAAUCAAGCAAAGAAUACAUUAACUGUAAGAACUAGGAAAACAACCACAUCAUAUUCCAGUACCAAUACAACUGGGACUUCUACUUGCACAUCUGAUCAAUCAAGGCCAACAAGUCAAAAGACAAGUUCAAGAAUGAUUGAAGGUCCAUAUAUUGGUGAUAAUGAAGACACACAUCUUUAAUAAGUCUUCAAAUUCUACAAAACUUCAGUUUGUAUAUUGAGUCAUAACAUAAAAGUCAAGAUGUAUGGCUAAGAUUUUAAAUGCAUUUCAAAAUAUCAACACAUUACAGAGAUUAUCCUACAAUCUCUCAGUUUUACCUUCCUUCUGUGUGGGAAAGAAAGUAUGUCAUUAUUCAUACUAUGUGAGUUGGCUAGUCUGUUUAUCUCUUUUCCAUACCUGAUACCCAUCUCUUUUGUACAACUAAUGAAUAGAGUACAUGUCUGUAGAAAUUAUGUUAACAUUUCAUUUGGCAUACAUGUUACAGUAUUAACAAUAAUUUGUUUUUGGCCUUAUUUUCUCUCUCAUUGGACUUCAGUAAGGUAGAGAAGGAGUUGCAUUUCAUUUUAUAUAGUGAAUAAGGAAAAGAAUAGCAAAAUCUGAAUUUAAAUUUCUCAAAGUCAUGAUGAUUAGACUAUAUGAUUGUGCUGUAUUAAUCUGUGUAAAAACAUUUUGCUUUAAUUGGUAAUAAAACAGAGUAAAGCAAGUCAAAA